Messenger RNA from Vicugna pacos (alpaca), 1111 nucleotides. Lineage: Eukaryota; Metazoa; Chordata; Mammalia; Artiodactyla; Camelidae. The record is from RefSeq and is a predicted model, not a curated record.
AUGGCCAUGUCCCAGGUCUCGGUUAAGUCUCUGGGGCACAUCCCGUCAAGUCGCGAAGGACGGAAGAGGCGGAAGCAGCUGGGAGACCUUGCUCGCCAGCAGCUGGAGUCAACCAAGCGGAGGCCGGCGGGCCAGGCAGGCCCCGCCCCCAGGAAAGGCCCCGCCCCGUCCCGACCGGCCGCUUGGCAGAGCCGCCAGGGGACGCUGCACGCCGUUGGGACCCUGCAGUCUGGCCGGCAGAAAGAACACGAGCCACUCCGGAGCAGCUCCUCGCCGCUAAAGGCGCAGCCCCGGGAUGAGAACCGGAGGAGGCGGUGUCGGCGGGCAGCGCCGGGGCCGCCUCGGCUCCCAAGUGGCUCGUCGAAGAAAAAAGGACUGAGUGCCGAGGAAAAGAGAGCCCGCAUGAUGGAAAUAUUUUUUGAGACAAAAGAUGUAUUUCAAUUAAAAGACAUGGAGAAGAUUGCUCCCAAAGAAAAAGGCAUUACUGCUAUGUCAGUAAAAGAAGUUCUUCAGAGCUUAGUCGAUGAUGGUAUGGUUGACUGUGAAAGAAUUGGAACAUCUAAUUAUUAUUGGGCUUUUCCAAGUAAAGCUCUUCAUGCCAGGAAACGUAAGUUGGAGGCUCUGGAAUCUCAGUUAUCUGAGGGAAACCAAAAGCAUGCAAACCUACAGAAAAGCAUCGAGAAAGCUAAAAUUGGCCGACAUGAAACGGAAGAGCGAACCAUGCUAACAAAAGAACUUUCUUCACUUCGAGACCAAAGGGAACAGCUAAAAGCAGAAGUAGAAAAAUACAGAGAAUGUGACCCGCAAGUUGUGGAAGAAAUACGUCAAGCAAAUAUACUGGCUAAAGAAGCUGCUAACAGAUGGACUGAUAACAUAUUUGCAAUAAAAUCUUGGGCCAAAAGAAAAUUUGGGUUCGAAGAAAAUAAAAUUGAUAAAAAUUUUGGAAUUCCAGAAGACUUUGACUACAUAGACUGAACUACUCAGUGUCGGUGGAGGAUCUAUGUACUUGUGAAUAUGUAACGUUUUUGUUACCCAGCUAAAUGUACUGAAUUAUCAUUUACCUGUAAUUGUGUUUUUCAUUUUAUUAAUUUUAAAUAAAGUAUAAAGUGUA